CGUUUUUGAACUUUUCGCACUAAAAUUCAAAAUUGCAAAGUAAAACUCUAGGUCAGUGGCUGCCGAUAGUACCAUUGAACCUGUUGAAAGGAAGCGCAUCUUGCAUCUCAACGCUGAACAAAACAGGUCACUACAAGCUUCGUUACCAUCAUCAUCGCGAAGUUCAACGAACUCGAUCAAUCAGAAAGCCCAGAUGGAGCAAUCACUACAAGCUUCGUUACCAUCAUCAUCGCGAAGUUCAACGAACUCGAUCAAUCAGAAAGCUCAGAUGGAGCAGUUUCUGGAGCGGUAUACAAAAGAGCAAACUCGUCAGGACUAUCGUUUUUGGAUUAUGGCCAAAAUGAUGCAACCUCUUCUGGACUCGUUGAUCGAAGUUUUGAGCGAACGACCAACAGAUCGGGCACUGGCUGCGACCGGCGAGUGGUUACGAACACAUUGGCAACCGUCUGUUAUGAGGCCGAAUGCUUCAUCAAUGCUUGUUUAUCUGGCAACACAUACCGGUAUGCUGACCGAUCCAAGUGGACUUCAAGAGCAUAUACAGCGAGAGCUAUCUCGACAGUGA
This is a messenger RNA of Gongylonema pulchrum, 562 nucleotides long. The record is from the annotation of a GenBank genome assembly. Lineage: Eukaryota; Metazoa; Nematoda; Chromadorea; Rhabditida; Gongylonematidae.